Trichosurus vulpecula (common brushtail) is the source of this 4173-nucleotide messenger RNA. RefSeq names its product maestro heat like repeat family member 7 (gene MROH7). Bases 1 to 4173 code for a protein of 1390 amino acids. The record is from RefSeq and is a predicted model, not a curated record. The transcript has 22 exons. Lineage: Eukaryota; Metazoa; Chordata; Mammalia; Diprotodontia; Phalangeridae. Gene Ontology annotation, cellular component: cytoplasm.
AUGGACCUGAAUCCAGACAGGAGCCCAAACUUCAGUGAAAGACCCGACACGACCCCCAAUCCAGACAUGGGCCUCUCCCCAGACCUGGGCAUAUCCUUGAGUCCCAACACGAGUGAGACCCUGGCUCCAAAUGUGGACAACAUGCCCAGGCUGGUCUCUAGCAUUGUCCUGGCUCCAACUUCUGUGGGGAGUGACCCCGAGAAUCCGAACUCAGAGAGUGGCUCUCAGCAUAACUCAGACCUGGCCAUUGCUCUGACCUCCACCAAGCUCCAGAUUGCCACCUCCAGCAAGACCAUUGGCAUGGAGUCAAAUGGCACCUCCAGUUCUGGCUUCAAUAUUAUCCCUGCUCCAGGCCCUGGCGUGGUUCUUGUGUCAGGCCUAACUGACUCAAGUGAUCCUGAGUCCGACCAGACUUCCAGCCUCGGUUCCACUAUCACAGGUGCCUCGGCCCCCAGCCAGAGCCUUCUUCCAGGCCAAGAAGCUGACAGGACCAGCCCCAGCUCCAACAUGCCCCUUGUACCAACUCUUUCUUCUACCCUCCUUGAGAAUAAAAGUCCUAGCACCCACAGAGCCUUGGACUUGAACUCAAAUAGUACCCCCAAGACCAGGCCAGCCAAGGUGAGCCCAAGCCCAAGCCUGACUUCUGGAAAGGCCUUGAGUCUGAAUUUUGACCCUGGCUCCCUGAUUGAUUCUACCAGCACUCAACCAAUGACCUCUGACUUGACCCUGAGUCCAAACUUCCAAAGGAAGUUGGAGCCGAGCUGCAACUUAACCCUGUGGACCUUCUCCAAUGUGAUCCCCAGUCCUGACUCUGGGAGGUCCCUGGUUCUGGGGAUAGGCAACAUCUCCAAGUCUAGCUCCACCACGGCCCUGUCCCCACACUCAAGUCCAGGCUCCAAGAAGACCAUGAUCAUGGGAAUGGGCAACUCCAAUGCGGCCUUUAAUUCUACUUUGGCCAACAAAACCCUUUCAGACUCCAACAUUGCCAGGCCCAACUCACUCAUGACCCUUGCACCCAUUGCCUGCAUGUCCCUGGUGGUCGAUGACAGACAGGACAAGAAGGCUGAUGCAGGCUGCAUCCUGACAGAUGCUUCCUGUGUGACCCUGACAAGCAACCAGGAUGAUUCAGAGGACUUCCAAAUGCCCAUAGGGCAUAACAGCAGGACAACAGAACUCAAGAGGAAAAUGGAAAAUAGAACCUCCAUGACACUCCAAGCCCUAGAGAAGUUUACCUCUGAAGACAUCUACACCUAUCAGUCCAUGUUUGACGAGAAUAAGAUUACCACGGAGAGAAGCCAAGAGCAGCUGGAGAAGGAUGAAGAAAAGAGACAGCUGAUAAAGAAGAUAAUGAAGCAGAUCCAGGAGGAGCCCAUGGACAUGCUCUCCAGUUCCAAUCGGCAGCAGGCCAUGAUAACCCUGGCCCAACUGAGUCCCAUCCAACCGUGCCUGGGAGCAAAGGAGAGAAUGGAGUUGGUGACCCUCUGUGUGAAGAGCGUGUUCUCCUUGCCCUCGGUGCAGACCAUGCAGGAACAGGACAGAACCAAUGCUGAUUUUGUACAGAUACUGUAUUCUCAGACACUGGAUGCACUUCAGACAUUGCUGAACUCUCUCUUCUUAGAGGACCCUACGCCAGAUGGCCUAACUAGCCUUUUGAAGGUGAGCAGAGGGGUUCAAGGAGGUUCUGUACUUAACACAGGACAAGUUAGAGGCAAUAGAAAGACCAGAGAGAAGUGCUUGUGGAAAUGGCCCCUGGGACCCUGGAUGACAUCUGCCAAGGCCCACGAGAGAGCCCGAGCAGUGAACAGCAAUGUCUUCCUGCUAAACUGCACACUCCAGACCCAGCUUUUCUUUACCAACUUUGUAAAGCAGUUCUUGAACUUCCCUAUGGAGCCUAGACAGUUGACCUUCGAGAACAACCGAGGGCACUAUUUUACAAUGUUUGGCUUCCCCAUGUUUGGUCUCCUGCUUGGACGCCUCAUUCUUCGCAUAUGUGACCCAGAUGAAGAGAUCGGCCAUGAAGCCCUGGAUGGUGUCAUCAUCCUUUACACCAUCCUGGAGUUCCAGAAGAGGAACAUAGAUAAGGAAGAGACCAACAAGCUUGAGCUGCACGAGAGCAACAAGCGGUUUCUAGGCCCCUACAACCCCAUCAGUCCUUGCCAAAACAUCUUGAGAGUGAUCGCGGAAUUUGGAGACUUUCUUGGACCCCAACAAGUGAAAGAUCUACUCCUGGCUGCCUUGGAAGGCCUGAGGGAUGACCAGGAGAUCCCUUCAAAGGAUACAGCAGAGAUGAUGCAAUUGGCUUCUGAGGUCACCCUGAGCUCGGUUCUGGAGUGGUAUAGACACAGGGUAUUGGAGGUGAUACCAGACAUCAUGAAUGGCAUCUACAUGCAUCUAAGUGCCAUCCAUGAACCACGAGCCCGGGAAGUUGCCCUCUUGCCCAUCUCCCUCCUGGCCAGUUCCUUCAUGACUGAGGUGGUCAUCGCCCUGCUCAUGUGUCCCCUCCCCUUGAACAGCAAUGGGGCAGAGAUGUGGAGGCAGCUAAUUCUUCGGAAACCCAGCUGUGACAUUCGGGACCUUCUAGAGCUGCUCCUGACCAGUCUGAAGGAGAAGCCCAUCACCAAGAAUGGCAGGGUCUCCAUUGUACCCCUGGCGGCAGCCAGUGGCCUGUGCGAGCUUCUCUCUGUCAACAGUUGUGUGGGCCGAGUGAGGCGCAUCUACCCCCAGUUGCUUCUUGCUCUGUUGGUCCAGGUCCAUUACCACAUUGGCCUGAACUUGCCUGGCAACAACUGUAGCUUCAGGGAUGGCCCAAGCUCCAUCUUUGUUCCUGUCCGGUGGGUGGUGAAAGUGGUCAAGACUCUUUUGUUCAAGAUGGGUUGUUCUUAUGAAGCUGCCCUGCUGGAGAGCCAAGGCGGCUGGGAGCUCAUGGGCCAGGCUGAACAUCACCACCGGGGCGUAUCUCUGCUAGCCAGGGCCAUGGUGCAUUAUUCCUGCCAAGAACUCUGUCGGGUGCUCUAUCUACUGAUUCCACUCCUGGAAAGAGGGGAUGAGAAACACAGGAUCACCGCCACUGCCUUCUUCGUGGAGCUCCUGCGCAUGGAGCAGAUAAAGAGGAUUCCAGAGGAGUACUCCCUGGGCCGAAUGUCCAAGGGCUUGACCAAUGAAGACCCCAUCAUGAAGGUGCUCUGUAUCAGAGGCUUGGUCAUUAUGGCCCACAGGUCAGAAAAGGUGAGAAAACUGAAGACUAAAGAGAUUAAGUUCUCACCAUCAACAUCAACACCCUCAAGAAAAAACACAGACCUACCAUGUAGUAACAAAAUCCAGGCUCUUCUGCCCUCCAUGAUGAAAGGCCUGCAGUGGGUGGAUGGCUUGCUGGCAGUGGAGGCGGUCAGCAACGUCAAGACCAUCCUGAAGUCUCAGGAUAAGAAGUCAAACGAUGUCACCAUUUACCUGGAAAUCCUGCAGGUUCUCCAGCCUCACUUCGACGAUAAUAGGGAGGAAGUGCGUUUGGCAGCCAUCAGCCUCUUUGGUAAGGUGGUUCGGCUACUGCGGAGCCCCUGCACACCCCUCACAGAGCAGCAGCUGGUGAACUGCCUGGUACCUCUGAUCCUGCAGCUUCAGGAGGGGAACCCGGUUGUGGGCAAGAAAUGUAAGAAGACCUUGUCCUAUUGCUGUUACCACAUGGCUUGGGUCCUACCAAAAAUGAUGUAUAGCAAAAAGCCAUGGGACAUCAGCCAGCAGACCGUGACCAAGAUCUGCAAGUACUUGGUGACCACCCACCAUGACAGUGCCCUAGUGUUCCUGACCCAGAGCCUGGAAUAUACCAAAAGCCCUCGGCCUGCCCUCCGGAGGAGUGCAGUCACCUUCAUAGGGUCCCUGGUACCCUGCAUGGAAGGCAUGCUGACCGAGGAACUCCUAAGUGAAGUGAAGAUGGCCCUGGAGGCCCUGAGGCAUGACCCAGAAGCAUCGGUUUGCAUCUUUGCGGCCCAAGCCCAGGAUCACAUUUUAGCCAGCUGCUGGCGGAACUCGUGGCCCCUUCCCCGGGGCGACGCUUGGGUCUGUGACCCGGCCACCAACCACCGAUGGAACUCCAGCAAAGAGAACCUCCCCGUCAGCCAUCACCGAAAGUCCUCGGUCUUCGACUCGCUGAAGUCCUGGAAGGAGACUUUAAAGUAG